This is a messenger RNA of Insectozyma verbasci, 1116 nucleotides long. The record is from the annotation of a GenBank genome assembly. NCBI's taxonomy places the organism in Eukaryota, Fungi, Ascomycota, Pichiomycetes, Serinales, Debaryomycetaceae.
AUGUUAUCCAAAUCAAUUAUUAUUAAUCACAAACUACCUUUGUUGUUAGCUGCUAAAUCAACUACUACAAGUUUUAUUAGAUUGGCUUCAACAUCAACAGCUACUUCGUCACCAAUUAGAAAAGAAGAUCAACCAAAACAAGAAGUUGUAGCUGAUAAUGGUACCCAUUACGUCAAACUUUCUAAAGAAAAAGAACUACCAGUUGAAAGAUUAUUUGAUAUUUCGACUAAAGUUUAUUCACCAACUGAUGAAGCAUUACAAGAUGAUACAAAAUUUAUAACUCAUCCAUUAUAUCCUCAUCCAGUUUGGACAUUAAAAGAAUGUGAAAAAGUUGGUAUUACUCAUAGAGAACCAAGAACUAUUGGCGAUAAAAUUUCAUAUUAUGGUACUCAAUAUUGUAGAGGAUUAUUUGAUAUUUUUACUGGUUAUAAAGAAGCAAACGGUGAUUCAUAUAAAUAUAAAGGUACAAGAUAUUUUAUGAAUGAUUCGAAAUUUAUAACAAGGUGCUUAUUUUUAGAAUCAAUUGCUGCUGUUCCUCCAAGUACUGCAGGUUUUCUUAGAACUUUACAUUCAAUUAGAUUGUUAAGAAGAGAUAAAGCUUGGAUUGAUACUUUGGCAGAUGAAGCAUAUAAUGAAAGAAUGCAUUUGUUGACAUUCAUAAAAGUUGGUAAACCAAGUUGGUUUACAAGAACUAUGAUUUAUUUAGGUCAAGGUGUUUUUACAAAUAUUUUCUUUUUCACAUAUUUAUUAAAUCCAAGAUAUUGUCAUAGAUUUGUUGGUUAUUUAGAAGAAGAAGCUGUUAAAACUUAUACACAUUUAAUUGAUGAUUUAAGUAUUCCAGGUAGAUUACCAUUAUUAGAAAAGACUAAAGUUCCAAAAAUUGCUCAACAAUAUUGGCAUGGAUUAAAUGAAAAUUCAUCAUUUAAAGAUUUAAUUUUAAAAAUUAGAGCAGAUGAAGCUAAACAUAGAGAAAUUAAUCAUACUUUUGCAAAUUUAAAUACAACUGAUAGAAAUCCAUUUGCUUUAGAAAUUAAAGAUUUUCAUGAACCUCAACCAAAUGACGGUUUAGAAGUUACAAGACCAACUGGUUGGGAAAGAAAAGAUUUAUACUUAUAA